AUGAUUUUUGGAUUCUUUGCUUUGAUACCGACUUUGAUUUCAGCAGAAACCACAACUAAUGAAGUAACCAGAGAUUAUUGUUCUCUUCCUGAUGCAAUCUAUGCAGACGGAGUCUCUGCUGCAGAUUUUGGAGCUACUGGAUGGAAUUAUGCUAACGUCGCUAACUGGGCAGAUUUGGUUGUAACAUGUGGUGGCAGUUUCCAAUCACCCAUCGACAUAGUAACGACUGGAAGUACCUAAGAACCUGUCUAGCCUCAAAUUCACUAUAGAAGCAAGGAUGCUAGUGUGGGAUAUGAAGAAGCAAACAAGCCAUACACCAAAGAAUAUGAAGGAGAGUAUUCAGAAAUCGAAGUUACAGAUGCCUCUGGAUCAGUUAUCCGCUAUUAUGCCAAACAAUUCCACAUCCACACUCCAUCUGAACAUACAAUCGAUGGAAAAUAUUAUGAUCUGGAAAUCCAUUUUGUCCAUCAAGCCAUCCAAGAUAGUGAAUAAGACUGUAACACAGUGAAAAACAAACUUACCGUUUUUGGAUUAAUGUUCUAAGAAUCUUCAAGUGCCACCGACUAUGAUGCUUUUAAGCCGUGGUUUGAUUCCAAUACUACCGGAGAAGUGGAAUCUUUCGAUUUGAAUGAUUUUUUCUCCAAAUUGUCAGAUGCUACAUAUUAUCAUUAUAAUGGAAGUUUAACCACACUUCCAUGUUCACAAACUGUAAAUUGGGUAGUAUUCCAACAACCAUUGCCAAUAAGCACAGCCUAGCUUAAGCAAUUUUAGGAUUACCUUGCUGACUCCACCCUUUUCCCGAUCAAACACAACAAUAGGCCCAUCUAACACUUGAAUGGUAGAAAGAUAUUGAAAGGAACUGCAAUCACCUCAGGUGUAACUGAAAUACAAAAUCUAGAAGCAUCAUUUGCUCAGACAGUUGCUAUGGCUAUUCUUCUAGUUAUUUUGAUUUAAUGAGACAAAAAAUAUAUUUUUUAAUCAAUAUAAAUAUUUUAAUUAACCCAAUUCUAACA
Molecule: messenger RNA, 1013 nt
Organism: Paramecium tetraurelia
Lineage: Eukaryota; Ciliophora; Oligohymenophorea; Peniculida; Parameciidae
Exons: 6
Molecular function (GO): zinc ion binding; carbonate dehydratase activity
Source: RefSeq, a predicted model, not a curated record